Molecule: messenger RNA, 1051 nt
Organism: Neurospora tetraspora
Lineage: Eukaryota; Fungi; Ascomycota; Sordariomycetes; Sordariales; Sordariaceae
Exons: 3
Coding region: 61-861 (266 amino acids)
Biological process (GO): translation
Cellular component (GO): small ribosomal subunit; ribosome
Molecular function (GO): structural constituent of ribosome
Source: RefSeq, a predicted model, not a curated record
UGGAAAACAGCCAUGUGACUGUCACGGCUAACCGAUGAUUGCCGCACGCGAGCUUACAUAAUGCCAUUCCCCCAAGUACACAGUAGGGGUACGUACCUUCUUGGCUCUUCUUAUCUCCACGUGCACAAACCCGUGACUCAAAAAAGUUCCCACUGGUACCGCCCGCCGCCGCCGGGCCUGCCGUGCGCCUGCCGGGCCUGGAAGGGGACCGCUAUCCCGUACCGCGUGUUGCGCGCCGCGACCGACCGACCGAACUUAACGAUUUCGGAGCCGGGUUCGUUCGUUGUUCAUCCAUCAGAUCCACAAGAUCACAAGAUGGCGACGACCUUCUUGCGGAACUUGUUUUCGCAGGCUGCGCAGCCGUCGCUGCUGCUACGGCGGCCGCUGAUGCCAUCGUCCUCUUCCAUUGUCCCUCAACUUCCUAUCGCUGCUGCUGCUCGGUUGUUCUCCAGCACUCCGGCGCAGAAUGCCACUCUUAACCAGGUCAUGAGGGGCUGCCGCAAACCCCAACGCGCCCGCCACGCCGUCUCCCCGGCCCUAUCGUCCAUCAAGUCGCCCGCGCUCAAGGGCGUGUGCGUCAAAGUCGGCAUCACGCGUCCCAAGAAGCCCAACUCGGGCGAGCGCAAGACGGCGCGUGUCCGCCUGUCCACGGGAAAAGUCAUCACGGCCUACAUCCCCGGCGAGGGCCACAACAUUUCGCAGCACAGUGUUGUGCUUGUCCGCGGAGGCAGAGCCCAGGAUUGUCCUGGUGUGAGGUAUCAUCUUGUUAGAGGUGCUUUGGAUUUGGCCGGUGUUGGUUCUCGUAUGUCUAGUCGCAGUAAAUACGGUACCAAGAAGCCCAAGAAGGCCUCUGUUGGUUAAGCAGCUAGCUAGCCACAAAGAGAGCAAAAUUGAGAUGAUACCCCCUGGUCACAGAGCAGUAGGAUGAUGAAUGAUGUGAGAUGAGUGUCGUGGGAAAGUGGUUAAGCUUCAUGCUCCCAGUUCAUUAUUCCGCAUUCUAGACUAUCAAGUGUCCGUGUACUAUAAGGAAAAUAAAAAGUGUACAACAGGA